Leptopilina heterotoma is the source of this 1567-nucleotide messenger RNA. Its product is annotated as histone chaperone RTT106-like. Bases 393 to 1418 code for a protein of 341 amino acids. The record is from RefSeq and is a predicted model, not a curated record. The transcript has 6 exons. Lineage: Eukaryota; Metazoa; Arthropoda; Insecta; Hymenoptera; Figitidae.
CAUAAAACAGUUAAAAUAAGUAUCAAAAGUAGCCAGACUAACUAAAAAAGUAGUUCGUUUUAUUACUUUUUACUCUACUAAGGGGAUGUAGUUGAAAAUGUCUCAUGUAUUUUUUUCAGUGUAGUAGUUCUUCCCUAAUUCCUGUACCUUCAAGUGAAUCAGAAAUUGUUUUCAGAGACGAUCAAAACAGCCAGGACGCUCAAAAUAUGAAUCGUUCAAAUGACAAAGAGUCGAAUUUUAAGAAACAUAUGAAUGACAGGAUAGAAAAACGAAAGGCUUAAAAUGUUUUGAAAGAGAAGGAUAAAAUUGCUAAAUUGUCUGAUGCCUUAAAGAAAUCAAAACAAAUUUCCAGAAGUCAACGGCUUAAAAAUGAAGAACUCAAUGAGAUUCUAAUGAGAUUGGAAGUAAAGUUACAACAGACAGAGGAGAAAUUGAUGGAAGUUGAAAAUCAUUCAAAAAGAAUAGCAAAAUUGAAUGCAAAAUGGCAAGAGCUGUCAUUGAAUAAAUAUGCUACGGUACAGGAUAUGUUUGCUCAGAUUAUAAAUCAUAAAAAUCUUCAACCUGAAGAAACUCAGUUGCUGCCAGGAUACAUUUCUGAUGACAAACGUUUCAUUCACAUGGGUAGAGGGGAAUGGAUAUCUUAUGAUACGUAUCUUUUAUCAAUGAACGGAGUCACUUACAAGAACCGAAAAACCUUUCCUCGAAAUGUAUGUGUAGGAGUAUUUGGAUACGAUUUUUUAAGGAAGAGCACUGUAUCUAGAAAGGGAAGCAAUCGUAAUGGAAAUGUUAAAAAACCUACAGAAAAACUGAAUCCGAACAAAGUUUUGGCCAUAAAAGGUAGCAACCCAGUAAACACUGGGAUAUGGGAUGUCUUUAGGACAUGCGAAGGAUGUCUAUAUCCUUUCAAAAAACGUCCUAAAGAUAUAUAUAAACACUUCCUUAUUAAUGAAUUAAAAGUGGAUGUGGAUGAAGCCGAUCAUGAAUCUUGCAAAGUUAAUUACAUUAUUAGUAAAAAAAUCGCAUUAAUAAAAGAGCUGUACAAAAAAGCCAAAACUAACGCCAGACCAUUAUUAGGAGAGAACUUGCAGGAGGAAGAACAGCAAAAGAGAAAGAAAAAUGAUGAUGAUACAUCGGAGGAAGAAGGAGACGAAAAAGAUGAUUACGAUGAAGACAAAGAAGAGGGACUAGAAGAUGUCGAUGACAGUGAUGAAGCUGAUGUUGAUGAUCAGGGCGAGAAAGAAAAAGAAUCUGAUGAUAAUAUUAAUGAGGAGGAGGAAGAAACAGAAAAAGAGAGUGACAAUGAUGAUAAAGAUGAGUGUGAUGAAGAUGAAAAUGAAGAAUCAGAAGAACAAAGAGAGACUGAUUAUAAUACGAAUGAGAAGGAUGAAGAAGAGGAAAAGGAAGACCGCAAUAUUUAAUUUUAAAAAAGGCUUUUUAAAAGAAAACAAUACCAAUACUGACAGUAUUUAAAACUUGCAUAAUAUUUAAAGCCUUUUUAAAAGCAGUCAAAAUUCCAAAGCUUUAUUUAACUUAAAUAAUUUGUAAACCUAUGAUUUUUCUUAUAGUA